Dipodomys ordii (Ord's kangaroo rat) is the source of this 2550-nucleotide messenger RNA. RefSeq names its product tubulin tyrosine ligase-like family member 6 (gene Ttll6). Gene Ontology annotation, cellular component: cilium. Gene Ontology annotation, biological process: microtubule cytoskeleton organization; protein polyglutamylation. Gene Ontology annotation, molecular function: tubulin binding; tubulin-glutamic acid ligase activity. The record is from RefSeq and is a predicted model, not a curated record. NCBI's taxonomy places the organism in Eukaryota, Metazoa, Chordata, Mammalia, Rodentia, Heteromyidae. The transcript has 14 exons.
UUCCCCAGGGACUCCUGCCAAGCCAGGAAGAUGCUACAGUGCCUGACUUCAGAGAGUGAAGAAGAGGCAGAUUCUGAGGAGAGAGAAGACAGUUCCGUAGAAGAUCUAAAAGAAAUCGCUGAUCUGGCUUUUGUGAACGAGGACAUAGAAAAAGGGCUACAGAAUGCCCAGCAGCAAUCCAAGAAGAAGAAGAAAAAAAAGAGAUGAUUGGUGAUCAAUCUUUCCAACUGCCGGUAUGAGAGUGUGCGCAGGGCUGCUCAGCAGUAUGGCCUUCGAGAGGGGAGUGAAAAUGAGGACUGGACUAUCUACUGGACUGACUAUUCAGUGUCACUGGAACGGGUGAUGGAGAUGAAGAGUUACCAGAAAAUCAAUCACUUCCCUGGGAUGACUGAAAUCUGCCGCAAGGAUUUGCUGGCCAGGAAUAUGAGCCGCAUGUUAAAGAUGUUCCCUAAGGAAUUCCAUUUUUUCCCCAGGACCUGGUGUCUUCCUGCUGAUUGGGGAGCUUUGCAAAGGUACAGCAGGUCAAGAAAAAAUAAGACAUAUAUUUGUAAACCGGAUUCAGGCUGCCAAGGGAGAGGUAUAUUCGUUACUCGGACGGUGAAAGAAAUCAAACCAGGGGAAGAUAUGAUCUGUCAGCUCUAUAUUACAAAGCCCUUUAUCAUUGAUGGAUUCAAGUUUGACCUACGGAUUUAUGUGCUGCUGACGUCCUGUGACCCCCUCAGGAUUUUUGUGUACAAUGAAGGACUGGCUCGCUUUGCUACCACAUCUUAUUCCAAUCCCUGCAUAGACAACCUGGAUGAUAUCUGCAUGCAUCUUACUAAUUAUUCCAUUAAUAAACACAGUACAAACUUCAUUGAUGAUGGUAACUCUGGAAGCAAGAGGAAACUCUCUACCUUCAACAUGUACAUGAAGAACAAAGGCUAUGAUGUGGAGCAGAUAUGGAAAUCUAUUGAAGACGUCAUCAUUAAGACACUCAUCUCAGCUCAGCCUGUCAUCAAGCAUAACUACCAUAGCUGCUUCCCUAGCCACACGCUCAACAGUGCCUGCUUUGAAAUCCUGGGCUUUGACAUCUUGUUGGAUCGCAAACUCAAACCCUGGCUACUCGAGGUCAAUCAUUCUCCAAGCUUCUCCACUGACUCCAAGUUGGACAGAGAGGUAAAAGACAGUUUGCUGUAUGACACCUUGGUCCUGAUCAACCUGGGAAGCUGUGACAAAAAGAAAGUCUUAGAAGAGGAGAAACAGCGGGGCAGGUUCCUGCAGCAAUGUCCUUCCCGGGAGAUAAGGAUGGAGGAAGCCAAGGGGUUUCAGGCAAUGCGGUUACAGAAAACUGAGAAAUAUGAGAUGGAAAACUGUGGAGGGUUCCGGCUGAUUUAUCCCUGUGAGAAUAUGGAGAAAUAUCAGACGUUUUUCCAGGAUAAUAGCUCCCUCUUCCAGAACACUGCAACCUCCAGGGCUCGGGAGCAGUAUGCCCGGCAAUUGAUCGAGGAGCUGAGACUGAAAAAGGAGAAGAAAUCCUUCCAUAAGAAAGAGAAGAAGGUGGAGUUGCAGGGCGAGUCUGCAGGCGAGCAAGCAAGAGGCAGAAGAACAGGGAGCUGGCAACGGAAACAGAAAUACAAGACCAUUGUCCAAGCCCCCAGACAAGUAAUCCAGCCAUUGACAUUAGUGUCCUGCACACCUGACUUGUUAUUGAGUGUCAAAGAUGUAAAGAAAAAUGUGAUGGACAGUAGCCUUGACCAGGAAGUCCCCAAGAAGGAGGCUGGCCCGGAGUCCUACUACUCUCAAUCUGUAAAGCACUCCAGCUCUGUACCUGACCUCAGGAGUUCAAAUCUCAGCUGCUUUGGAAUAGAGCUCAGUAAACCCAAUUCCAAAAUCACAGAAGCCAAGUCGUCUUUGACCAUGAACAUAUAUGACAACACUGUGCCAAGUACCCCAGUAGAAAAUCCUGUAGAAUCCACCACCCAGCUGUUGGUCUCUCCAGAAUCUCUACCAAACAUGAAUCUGUCUACCAUGUCUGAGCGCAACAGCCCAGAGAUGAUUAGGGUGGUCUCCAUUAAAUGCAAGGAACAGAAGGUCCCUCAGCAUUUCAUCCAGGAGAAAAUACUGAAACCUAUGCCUACAAAAUCCCAGAGCUUCUCACGAAGUUUGAACCCAAACUGGACUUUGCUAAAGAAUAACAUGAAAAGGCAUCAUCAUCUGAUGUCAGAGAUAUUGACCAAGGUUCAGCUGACAGGGAGCCUCUUGUUCCCACCACACUGCAACCCAGAGCUGACUGGCCGGUCACAAAACCCCUCCCUGUCCAUGGAGUGCUGCUCCUAUAGUCACAACUCUAGCAAGAAGAGACAGCUGGAUAUACCCUCCCUCCUCCUCUUGAAGAGAUCUCAUAGCCAGAACAAUUCUCGGAGUGACCUUCUGGUGGUUGCCACUCAAGCUCGACUGGAUCCAAGACCUAGCAGAAGCAAUCUAGUUACUAUAAGGGAACCAUGUAUACAGGAUCAGGAAGCAGAGAGCCACUGCUUGAUCUCUGGCCAAAAAGAAUAUGAGAGGAAUUAA